AUGGCAACAGCCUCAUCUACUUCUACUUCUACUAGUGUAGCUCCUCUCAAACCUCACACGCAUCCACAACAACAGCAACCCGCAAAGUCCAGACGCCGCAACCCGACCCGGAAACUCGACCCGCCGACGAUCGUCUCCCCCACCCAGAACUCCUGGUGCUGCCCUGCCAAACCCGUCCCGACCCAAUCCCAUUCCCGCCGCGGCGACCCGACCCACGAGCCCGACCCGGUUCAGAACUACCCAUCUCCGGACUCUUCUUCGCUGUCUUCGUCGUCGUUCAGGAUCCGAUAUUCUCCGGGGAGCUUAUCCCCAGUGAUGGACUUCACUCCGGCACUGACCAACGGCCAAAACGAUUCGUUUAACUCGAGCUUCACUCGCUUCAACAGCAUGCUCACGGCGGGGCUGCUCAACCCAAUGUCGCCGCCGCCGCGCUCCAGCCCGACCCUCUUCGAAAUGAUGUCCAGCGAGCCCGAAAUGGCCAACCCGAAACCCGCCCAGAUCCACCAAAACGGCGUCGUCGCGCCGCCGAGGACCGGUCUGGUCCAGGACAAGCAGGCCCUUAUGAUGCAGCGGGUCUCGGACCUCUUGGGUUCUCGGAGCCCCGGGAGCCAGUUUAACGACCCGACCAACAGUGACAUCAAGCUGACGUUGGGCGCCAAAGACGGGUUCAGUGUCUCGAUGAGUCUGCACCGUCCGAUUCUCAUCGCGCACAGCAGGUUCUUCGCCGUGAAACUCUCGGAGAGGUGGGUUAAGCAGCAGAGAACGGCGGCGAGUUCUCCGCCGUAUAAUGUGGAGAUUGCGGACUGUGAUGACGUGGAGGUUUACAUUGAGGCUUUGAGGUUGAUGUAUUGUAAGGAUCUGAGGAAGAGACUGAUGAAGGAGGAUGUUACUAGAGUGCUUGGGAUUCUAAAGGUUUCAGCGGCAAUUGGGUUUGAUGCUGGUGUUUUGUCGUGCUUGGAGUACUUGGAGGCGGCGCCGUGGGCAGAGGAUGAAGAGGAGAAGGUGGCAUCGCUGUUGUCGGAGCUGCGGCUUGAAGGAGUUGGAGCUGGGGAAGUGUUGAAGAGGGUGUCGUUGGAAGUGGCUAAUGGGACUGAGGAGGGUAAUGACAAUGAGGAAGUUUUGGUGAAGCUUCUGCAUGUGGUUCUUGAAGGAAAAGAUGAGAAGGCGAGGCGGGAGAUGAAAGGGUUGGUGACUAAGAUGCUUCGUGAGAAUUCGUCUCAUAAUGAGCUAAGGAAAGAGUCGUUGUAUUCUGCUUGUGAUGGGUGUUUGCAAUUGCUUUGCCACCAUUUUGCUCGGGCAGCAGAGUCGGACUUGAAAGAUGUGGGACAGAUUGCAAGGCAAGCGGAUAAUUUGCAUUGGAUUUUGGAUAUUUUGAUUGAUAGACAAAUGGCUGAGGAUUUCUUGAAAACAUGGGCGUCUCAAACUGAGUUGUCUGAAUCACAUUCUAAAGUGGCUGCAGUUCAUAGAUAUGAGGUUAGCAGAGUUACAGCUCGACUCUUUGUUGGGAUUGGAAAGGGGCAGCUGUUGGCUUCCAAGGAUGUUAGGUUUUUGCUUUUGCGUACAUGGUUGGUGCCAUUUUAUGAUGAUUUUGGAUGGAUGAGGAGGGCAUCAAAAGGCCUUGAUAGGCACUUAAUUGAGGAUGGUCUAAGCAACACAAUUCUUACACUGCCUUUAGCAUGGCAACAAGAAAUUUUGCUCGCUUGGUUUAAUCGGUUCUUGAACUCUGGUGAAGAUUGCCCAAAUAUACAAAGAGGAUUUGAAGUUUGGUGGAGGAGGUCCUUUUGGAGGCGGAAUGGGGAGCAGGAAAGACCACGGCCAUUACGAAUUACAGCUGCAACCAUUGAGAAGUAAUAGAAGUUAGUAGAGUCCUGAGUGUGGGAAAUGAUGCUCUAAUGGGUCGGUCUUUCUAUCUCUUUACCUCCAUCACCGUAGUCUCAUUUGAUCUUAGUCGGUAAUUUUGUGGUCUUCUUACUAUCUAAACCAAGGUGGGAUUCCCCUGAUGAAGUUUUAGUUUUAUUGGAUGCACCCAGGUUUAGGUUGGAAAAGGCUAUAGAGGCAUAGGAUGUAUUUUGUUCAACUUUUUAUUCUGUUCUGAGAUAAAAUUCAGAGAAUUGCACGUUUAGUACGGUUGAUUGAAGUCUGAAUCUUCUAAGUUCAUGUUAAAUGGAAGUACAAAAGUUUAGUAAUAUUCAUGUUAAACGGAAGUACAACAGUUUAGCAAUAUGGGUCGAUUGAUACUUGUUAUGGUGGUUAUCGAUAA
Molecule: messenger RNA, 2260 nt
Organism: Fragaria vesca subsp. vesca
Lineage: Eukaryota; Viridiplantae; Streptophyta; Magnoliopsida; Rosales; Rosaceae
Product: BTB/POZ domain-containing protein At1g63850-like
Exons: 2
Coding region: 1-1851 (616 amino acids)
Molecular function (GO): protein binding
Source: RefSeq, a predicted model, not a curated record